Molecule: messenger RNA, 1286 nt
Organism: Episyrphus balteatus (marmalade hoverfly)
Lineage: Eukaryota; Metazoa; Arthropoda; Insecta; Diptera; Syrphidae
Exons: 3
Coding region: 138-1259 (373 amino acids)
Biological process (GO): regulation of transcription by RNA polymerase II
Cellular component (GO): transcription regulator complex; nucleus
Molecular function (GO): DNA binding
Source: RefSeq, a predicted model, not a curated record
UUUUUUUGGAAUUUGUUUUGUGUAUUUUUUUCUCUUCAAAUUACUUCCAAUUUUUGUUUGCUCGAAAAUAACAAUAAUUUUUUUUGAGCAAAAUUUGUUUAAUUUCAGUUAAAAUUUAAACAAAAAACUUGAGAAAAAUGAAUGAAUCACAAGAAAUUCGUAUACAACCAUCAUACAGUCGAUGGUUGACCGAAGAGGUUUUCAAUCUAAUCGAUUUGGUGAGAAAUGAUGAGGCAAUUUACAAUCCUCGGCACAAAUAUUAUUUCUGCCGGCCUUAUGUUGAAAAUUUCUGGCGUGAAAUUGAUCUUCGAUUGAGAAAGAAUUCUGGUGCUAGUUUGGCUAAAUGGACGAAUCUCCGGAUAUCCUUUCGAAGGGAAUAUGCUAAUUUCCAAGAGGAAAAAGUACCACCGUGUUGGACGUAUUUCGACAGAAUGUUAUUUUUGCAUCCUUAUUUGCGCAAUAAAAAAUCUUCUGAUCCACCUAAAGGCAUUGAUCCCCAUAUACAAGAAGCUCUGGCACAAAUUAGCAACUUAAGCUAUAAAUCCCAACAACAAGCGUCAACGUCUACACCAACAACCAGUGACAGUCCUGUGAAUGAAUACAUGGAUCAAUAUCUUUCGUAUUGUGAAGAUGAUCCACAACCCUCACCGGAUGACAUAGACGACAUUAUUGAAGACGAUAACCAAGGAAAUUCUCAUAACCGAAUUCAAUCAAAUGAUUUAAAGUCAGACAGCGAUAAUGAAAACGAAGACAAAGACCAAAUACAAAUGCAGGAACAUGACGAUUACAAAGAUAUAAUAAUUGAAAUAUCUGACGACGCUUCGAAUCCUUCACAAACUGAAUUGAAACAACUCAGUCCACAAAAUGAAUGUGUUAAUAGUAGAAGUUUAAUAAAACGUCCUCGAACUGAUUUGGGCAAUAUUGCGAUGCCAUCAUCGAGUAAUAAUAUUUCAUUGGUUAGGCCACUGACUACGGCAUCACAUCCUCCGGUUGAAGUGAAUAAUAUGUUUCACCAAGCUAUUGUCAAUUCUUCACAGGCAAGCAACUCGAAUCGUGGUGAACAACUUGGAAGUCCUACUUCUGCAUCUACAUCUGUGUCGACUUCUCGAAGGAGUGAAUUUUGUGAGUGUAAAACUGAUUCGGAUGCAAUGUUCUUAAUGAGUUUGUUGCCCGAUAUUAGAAAACUUAACGGUCGGGAUAGAGGUAAAAUAAAAAUUGCAUUUCAAAAUAUUGUCCAGGAAUUUUUGUAUCCAGACUAAGGAAUUUUUUAGAAUAACUUUUAAUUU